This is a messenger RNA of Phoenix dactylifera (date palm), 387 nucleotides long. NCBI's taxonomy places the organism in Eukaryota, Viridiplantae, Streptophyta, Magnoliopsida, Arecales, Arecaceae. The record is from RefSeq and is a predicted model, not a curated record.
AUGGGGUCAAGUUCCAUGUACAAGGCCAAGGCAUGGAAGGUGGAGCACAAGGAGUUCAACUCCGUCGUCACGUGCUCCAAUGAUUCCGAGCUGAAAGCUAGCAUGGUCGUUGACGCCACCGGAUUCACGAGUCCAUUUAUAGAGUUUGAGGGGCCGGUGAGGAACCUUGGGUACCAGAUUGCGCAUGGGAUACUCGCAGAGGUGGAGGGCCAGCGUUUCGACGCGGACAAGAUGGUGCUCAUGGACUGGAGGGACUCGCACUUGGGCAACGAGCCUUGCUUGAGGCAUCGGAACGACAAGCUCCCGACGUUCCUUUAUGCCAUGCCCUUCGACUCUGAUGCUCCCAACCUCUUCCUUGCUUGGACUGGAGUUGCCUUUAUGCACUAG